Molecule: messenger RNA, 645 nt
Organism: Trematosphaeria pertusa
Lineage: Eukaryota; Fungi; Ascomycota; Dothideomycetes; Pleosporales; Trematosphaeriaceae
Exons: 2
Coding region: 1-645 (214 amino acids)
Source: RefSeq, a predicted model, not a curated record
AUGCAUCCUGAACUCUCCAUCCAGCAUGCCCCUUGGCUCAGUCGGCUGCGAUCAGCUCUCCGCCUGCUCAUCAUCGUACUGAGCGGCGCCGUCGUCGUCUUUCUGGUGCACACGCUGGAGAUCUUUCGAGGGAACACUUAUCUGGACCUCCGCAAGGGCGAAUUGCCCAUGACAUGGCCGGCUAGGACGAACCUCAUCCCUACCCUAAUACUAUUCGCAAUCGCCGCCGCAAACUUCCUCGCCUCCGUCUCGACCCUCGCGCUUUCUUUCACCCGAUCUUUCCGCAGACCAAUUCGCUCACGCGACCUCUACCGCAUAGUCGCAGGCAGCUUUGGAGUCCUGUCAUGGGGCGCAGCGUUGGCAGCAUUCACUUUGCUCGACAAGGCCAGUAAAGCCAGCUUGGGCAGGUAUGCCUGCAGCAACAAAAAUGUCAUGAGCAACGGGCGAUACCAGUAUCGCACUGUCUGCGAAGAGCAGGGAGUCGCAUUCUACCUCGCAAUCGGCGCCGCGUCCGCAGAGCUCCUGACCCUGAUGACCCUCGCCGUCUCCGCAUACCUCUCCGUGAAGCAAAGAACACCCCAUCUAAAAAGCGACCACGACAGAAAAGCAUCAACAAGCGUCGGCAUCCCCGGCCGCUAUCCCUAA